UCACGCUCCACGAUCGUGAAUGCGCCCAGUCAACCCUCAAUCUCCAAUAUGAACAAUAUACGGGCAAUCCAAAAGCUCAAUCAGCGCGAGCUUGAAGAGGGUAUCACUCCUGAAGGCUCGUGGCAUACCGACUAUCGCGACACGGCCUUCAUCAACAUUGGUGGCCUGCCGUUUGAGCUCUCCGAGGGCGACAUCAUUACACUCUUCUCACAAUUUGGCGAGCCGGUUUGGAUCAAACUGGCGCGUGACAAGGAAACCGGAAAGUCUCGCGGCUUCUGCUGGCUCAAAUAUGAGGAUCAACGAAGUACAGACCUAGCUGUGGACAACUUAGGCGGAGCUACGAUAAUGGGGCGGGUGCUGCGAGUCGACCAUACACGUUAUAAACCAAGGGACGAUGAGGAUAUGAGAGACAACACAAUGGGAGAGCCACCUAUCGAAGAAGAUGAUAAGGUCCGGACUAGACGGCGAGCUCGUAGCGAAAGCGAAAGCGAGAGUGAAAGCGAGGACGAGCGUCCCCUCCUUCCGGAAGAGAUCGCGCUGGCAAAACUCAUAAAAGACUUGGAUGAUGACGAUCCUAUGAAGGCUUCCAUGGUCAAGAAAAAACAGGAAGAUGUGGAUGUCGCUGUAAGAAAGUAUGAGAAAGCAAGGAGGAAGGAGAAGAAGGAGAAGCAUCGAUCUCGACGGGAUCGAAGGGACGAUUCAAGAGACAGAGACAGGGAUAGAGAACGGAGAAAGCUCAAAGAUCGCAAUGAUCAUGCUGAGGAUCGCGAUCGUGAACGUAGACACCACCAUCGAUCAGAGGGACGGAGAACACCAGAAGACAAAGAGCGCCGACGAAAUCGAGAUUCUGAUGGCGAGGAUGGGGACAGGAGGCAUACGGCCAGAUAUCGAGGUUCUUCGAAAGACCGUCACAAUGGAAAAGAACGCGAUUCUCCUGAUAGACGUCGCCGGCGGCAUAGUUCAACAGAGGACGAACAUAGGCGCUCACGGCAGCGCAAUCAUUCUCCCAAGAAAGACGACAAACACCACUAGUCACGGCAUGAAAUGCUAGAAAAAUUUAGGCACAGCAAUAACCAGAUACCCUUUUCAACAUGUAUGCUAUCCUGUUUAAAUUAAGUCGUGUGACAUAAGCUCUUUAAUUUUCCAGACCAGUUGAGUCCAAUUAAG
Messenger RNA from Aaosphaeria arxii CBS 175.79, 1167 nucleotides. RefSeq lists its product as uncharacterized. The transcript has a single exon. Lineage: Eukaryota; Fungi; Ascomycota; Dothideomycetes; Pleosporales. Gene Ontology annotation, cellular component: U2 snRNP; precatalytic spliceosome; catalytic step 2 spliceosome. Gene Ontology annotation, molecular function: RNA binding. The record is from RefSeq and is a predicted model, not a curated record. Gene Ontology annotation, biological process: mRNA splicing, via spliceosome. The coding region runs from base 49 to 1032 and encodes 327 amino acids.